AUGUCGAGUGAGAAAUAUAUUGCCAACCAAUCGACCCGCUCUCAGUCAUACCCAGAUGAGUCCCGGAUACCUUCCGAAGUCGAGUCCCAGAUUGGUACCAACACGGAGAAGCAUUCUCGAUCGCAAGGCGAGCCUGUGUUGACCACCGAAACCCAAGGUCGCCAAUCUAAUGGCCAAGAUCAUGGUCAGGACAACCUCCAAAGAGCUCAAACUGCUGGAGAGGAUUCAAGCGACAGCAUUCCCGUCGAGCCACUCGCCACCAUGGCCUCGGCGGCAACCCCAAUCUACUCAGUCUUUACGAAACAUCAGAAGAGAUUUAUAGUCUUCAUGGCCGCUUGGGCCGGAUUUUUCUCUCCUGUGUCCGGCAAUAUCUAUUUUCCCGCUUUGAAUCCGCUAGCGAAGGAUCUCAAUGUCUCCAACACUCUGAUCAACUUGACCUUGACCUCGUACAUGAUAUUCCAAGGUCUUGCACCAAGUUUUUUUGGUGACUUCGCUGAUAUUGCUGGAAGGCGACCUGCCUAUGCUGUCUGCUUUGCCGUAUAUAUUGUUGCAAAUAUUGGUCUCGCUUUACAGGACAACUACGCUGCACUUUUUGUAUUGAGAUGUAUUCAGAGUACAGGUAGCAGCGCUACAAUUGCAAUGUGUAGCGCUGUGGUGGCUGAUGUCGCUACCCCUGCUGAAAGAGGCAAGUAUAUGGGCGCUGCAUUCUCUGGAUCCCUGUUGGGCCCUGCCAUCGGCCCCGUCAUCGGGGGCGUGCUUGCAGAGUUUCUGGGGUGGCAAAGCAUAUUCUGGUGUCUGACAAUACUCGGAUCUGCAUUCGUACUUGUCUUUGCUGUUUUUCUUCCCGAAACAGCUCGGACACAGGUAGGAGAUGGAUCAAUACCACCAAAAGGAUGGAAUAUGUCUCUCAUGAACUACCUCGCUGUUCGAAAGGCGCGGAGAACGAAUCCUGUUGUCCAACUCCCCUCACAGGAGGAGGUGGAAGCACUGUCGUUGAAACGCAAGAAGGCUGGGUUCCCCAAUCCUCUUCGUUCCCUGUAUGUCAUCUUUGAAAAGGAGAACGCCCUCCUUUUAUUUUACAAUGCCUUUCUCUUUGCCGCAUUCUAUGACGUUGGCGCUGCAAUACCUUCUCAAUUCGCCGAGAUCUAUCACUUCAAUGUUCUCCAAAUUGGACUCUGCUACAUACCAUUUGGCUGUGGAUCGCUGCUUGCAGCCUUUAGCAACGGCCUAUUUCUGGACCGGAACUUUGCCCGUUGGUGCAAGCGUCUCAAUGUCAAGAUCAAGAAAGGUCGAGAUCAGGAUCUCACCCACUUCCCCAUCGAAAAGGUUAGGCUCCAGAUCGCGAUCCCUGCCGCCUACAGCACUGCAAUCCUUGUUUGUAUCUUUGGGUGGAUUUUGCAUAUCGAAGGACCACUUGCAGCAAUUCUUGUUGUCCUGUUCUUCACCAGUUACUCAAUGUCGGUUGCUUUCAAUGUCACCACCACACUGUUGGUGGACUUUUAUCCCAAAUCGCCUGCAACAGCAAGUGCAGCCAACAAUUUGGUCAGAUGUUUAUUGGGCGCUGGUUUUACAGCCGCAGUUAUUCCAAUGAUUGAUGCUAUGGGUAGAGGUUGGACGUUCACCUUCUUGACUCUAUUCCUUAUCGCCACUUCCCCAAUGCUCUGGCUGCUUUAUUUUCGAGGAAUGGGCUGGAGACAGCAAAGACUCGCAAAAGAGGAGUCUGCUAGAAAGAUGGAGGAGGAGAAAACAAGCAGAUUAGAUGGUGGUGAGAGUGCGGGUGCAGACAAGCCGCCACCUGUGCGAGGCGGUAUACCAGAGAUGGCGGGUAUAAUGGAAGCAGAACACGAGAAGAGGAAAACUCAUGGGACACACGUCCCGGGCAGCAUAAGCCCGAGGACAAAUGCAGACAAAAAACAGCAGGAGCACAACGAUGAGGGAGAUUUUGGCAUUACCAGAACUUUCUCGUACGAGUCUGGGUUCUGA
Exophiala bonariae is the source of this 1983-nucleotide messenger RNA. RefSeq lists its product as uncharacterized. Bases 1 to 1983 code for a protein of 660 amino acids. Gene Ontology annotation, molecular function: transmembrane transporter activity. The transcript is spliced from 4 exons. Gene Ontology annotation, biological process: transmembrane transport. The record is from RefSeq and is a predicted model, not a curated record. Lineage: Eukaryota; Fungi; Ascomycota; Eurotiomycetes; Chaetothyriales; Herpotrichiellaceae. Gene Ontology annotation, cellular component: plasma membrane.